AUGGAGUGCGGGACGAAGACUUUAAUUCGAAACCUAUGUAGUGCACAAACUUAGGGAAUAAAGUGUCGGUUUAAGAUGCAGCCUGUGCAGUCGCGUGAACUGGUCUGUAAACAGAGAAGUGAUGGAAGAAAUAGCUGCGUUUAAGGAUGAGUGACCGGAGAGAAAAGAAAUAAAUAUUGUGAGAUCACAACUGAAAUUAUAAUGAUACGAUUAACUUCUAUACGGUUUUAAACACACUAAUCAGCGAUAAUCUGAUCCAGGAUGGAGGACUGGAGUUUCUCACAGUCCACACAGAGAAGGAGCUUCACAUCACUCAUCGCAAGUCGUCUUGGGAGGAAGCGGAGGUUCCAGAGUCAGAGUGAGCUUCAGGAAGCGUCCAUCAAUCUGAUCAACCGCAACCAGAACAUCUCCGCCCUCCUUCAGGAAACUGCCACAGGUGCAGGAGGUCACGCACACACCUGUGAGGUGAGUUCAGCUGUGGCAGAUGGGAGUGUGCUCCGUGUUGGAGAGAUCACAGUGAAUGUGCUGGAGUGUGAGCUGCGCAGGCAGGCAGAGGAACUGUCUCUCCCCAUCUCUGUACUGUCUGCUAGGUUGGUGAUGGACAGAAUCACAGCUCUGCAGGGAGACCAAGACUCGGUCAUGAUGGACUCCGCCCAAAGGGCUGAGCUCAUCUUGUUCUUACAUGCUGCCCGAGAGCUGUUAAACAGGGGAGUGUUUAGCCCCAAACUGUUCUGGCAGGAGUACUGGAAAAGCCAGCCUGUGCUGGAAGUGGUGUAUCGCCUACACACUGAGGAGCUCCUUACACUGCGUUACACACUGACCAGUGAGGCCGGUGUGUGUGUGUGGUUGGUGUCUCAGUUACAGUCGCUGUGUGAAUGCGGAGUGACUGAGGAAGAAGGAGUCGUGCGUCAUCGUAUCCUCUCCACUGUCGUGUGUGUCUUGGUCCAUGUUGGGUUUGAGGAUGUUCAGGACUCCAGUGUGUCUCAUUCCUGUUGUUCAGUGCUGGAUAGUAUGCUUUCUUGGCUUCUGGAUACACUAGAAAACACGCACAGUACACACACCGCAGACCCCUCACUGCAUGUACCAGCUGCAGCAAAUUGGCUCCAUGUGUUUGAGACAUCAGUGUUUGGUGUGUCCGUUUCAGAGGACGCUAUGCGCCGGUUCUUCACGCACACGCUCACACACAUACUCACACAUCGACCUCGCCUCAAAGUGUCAGAUGCCAUAGCAAUGCAGAGUCAGUGGAGUUUUGCUAAAACAUCCCCAUUGAUGACCUCACUGUUCUGUAAGGUGUGUGUGGGGUUCAGUAUGGAGGAGGUGUGUUCUCACCUGCAGCAGGUAUUAGAGACUCUGGAAGUGAACUGGCAGAAUGUUCUGUCCUGCAUUUCAACACUGCUGGUGUAUCACACACACACGCAGGCCUGCCUCAAAGAGUUGUUGUCCAGGUUGCUGAGUUCGGCGUUUCACUUGUAUGAUGUGGAGAAGAUGAUUACUGCCUUCCUGUUAGCUCGACAGGGGGCACUAGAGGGUCCUGCCAUUUUUCCUUCCUACAGCGACUGGUUCAAGAUCUGCUUUGGUGGGGCUAGUGGUUACCAUGGUAACAGUAAGAAGUCAUUGGUGUUCCUGUUGAAAUUCCUGUCUGACCUCGUGCCCUUUGACCCCCCACAGUACCUGAAGGUCCAUGUUAUGCACCCACCCUAUGUCCUGGGGAAACACCGCGCUCUCCUGCAGGAGUUUACCUCUCUGGCCAGGACACGCCUCUCUGACCUGAAGGUUUCUGUUGAGGAGAUGGGUAUGUAUGAGGUGGUCUCAGGUGCUGCACCCGAAGUUCAGCCAGAGUGUGUUGCACAGCAGGAUGUGGAGAAAGCUGUAGCAUUGUUUCAGAGUACUGGCAGAAUCUCAGCCACUGUGAUGGAAGCCAGUAUAUUCAGACGGCCAUAUUUCCUGUCCCGUUUUCUUCCUGCUCUUUUGACACCACGCGUGCUUCCAGAGAAACCUGAUAAUCACAUGGCCUUCAUUGAGGCACUCAAGAAGGCAGAGAAGAUCCCAGCUGCUCUGUACUCCUCCUACACUGAGUCCUGUAUGAGACAGCAGCAGGGAGCAGGUGUGUGUGACGCAAAGGAUCAGGACCCUCAUGUGGGUGUUCACACUGAUUUAAUGCAGCUGAGGAGGUUGCUGUCUGUUGGAGCUGCUGAAGGAGAGGUGCGAGCGCAGGUUGCCAUGCUGUCUCAGGCGCUGAGCGGUGUGUGUGAUAAUCCGGACAAACGGAGUGAGUGUGAGAUCAUAACGCUGACCCUGGACCCACACACCCCUUCACACACACCUCCUGUUGUAAAUGUGAUCCUACAGGGUUUCUGUGAGUGUGUGCUGGUGGCAUGUAGAGUCGCUCCUCCAAACAGGCAGUGUCAAUGGGUUGGAGUGUUUCUGAAGAUGUUAAUAGGACAUGCACAGCUGUACACGCACAUCAUGCACAGACUUCUGCAACUACUGCACCUCCAGGGGCCGUCUCUCUCUCCUACCCAUGUCCUGGCUCUGGCAGUGUUGGUGGUGGAGCUGCAUGUGUGCAGAGAACAGUUUCCCCCAGUGAACUUGUCUCACUCCACCUGUCUCACACACUCAACCCGUCUGUCUCCAUCUGAGGCCCUGAGUGAUUCUUUACCUUUUUCCACUGCUAGUGGCAUGGAGUUCUCCCUUAGAUUCUGUGUGGUGGCUGUGUGUUAUGCUCUGUGUAAAUCCAGUUCACACACUGAGGAGCUCACACACUUCAUCCCCUCUCACCUCUAUAAACGGCUGCUGUUCCUCAUGCCGAGGCUUGUACCAGAGCUGUGUUCAGGUAUGUUAGCAGCAGAGAGACAGGGUGGUGGUGGUGAUGAGCGUAUUGAUGAAGAGGAGUGUGUGUGUGCUUGGGAGAGUGUUACCAACUGCAGGAGGAGUGUGAGGAGCUCUGUCAGAGCACUGUGGGGACACACCACAAUCAGGAACCUGCAGAAACACCUGGAAUACCAGUUGUCAUUUUCUGAGUGGCUGAUGUUCGAGCUCCGAGUGCAGCGCAGUCGAGAUGCUCUGCCUGAUACAGAGAGGCAGGUGUAUGAGCGGUGGGCGUGUCAGCAGUGGUUCCUCCCACUGCGUGUGAGCGCAGGAGGCUGUGAGGGAAAUACAGCAACAGCGUGUACACACAUUAUCAAUGCUGUUCUGGAUUCAGGUGUGUCUCCAGUGUUGUAUUCCACAGCUCUGAAUCACACAGACUCCUGUCAUGUAGACGUUCUGGCCAGACUGCAGGAGCUGCUGUGGGAGCUGCAAUUCACAUGCAAGAGUAGAAUGAGAGAGGAGCGUUUCUUCCUGUGGGGUCUGAUUGAACAAAGGUGCUCAGUGACCUUUGAUCCCAAGACCAUCAGCUCUGAGCUAGAGCUCCAGAGAACGCUGCACACCUGGAACAGUGUGAUCCUCGCCGUUCCGUCUCCACUCUUAGUGUGUGUGCGCGCUACUGGAGGAAGAAGCAUGCUGGACUGCACUGCACUCAUGGAUCACAUAAAUAAUCAUCAGAGGAGGGUGUGUUCUCCUGCGGGUCUUCUUUCCUGCUCCUUGACGACCCACUUCCUCUCAGCGGUGCUCAGUGCGAGUGUGACUUGUGAGUCUCCUGUUGAAGCCGUGAAUGCAGUUCUGUCUCACCUCAGUGUGCGCUGUCCCCUUCUGCUGCUGUCUGCUGCGCGGUGGUGGGCGUGUCUCUCUCCGGUGUUGUGUUCUUUGUGGGAGCGUGUGAUUGGAGGGCAGAAGCCUGAACUGCUACAGCUAUUGACUGACUGCAGUCUGUGGGCCUGCAGGUGGGUGAGAGGUCUCCGAGGUGAUGUACCCUCAGCUCCUGCACUGGUGUUAGCGGUGUGUGUGCACACUGCAGUUGAACAGAAGGGUGGUGACGCUGAGCGUCUUAAAGCUGAACUCACGCUGAUGCAGCAGCACAGAGAGAUGCUGGCUUUUCUGCUCUUCUUCUACAUAACAGGCCUCCUCUCUGAGCACCUUUCACCACAGGGUGAUCAGACUGUAAACUGCCAUUCUAAAGGCCUCAGUAUUCAGCUCAUCACACUGCUGGCUGACUCUUCUGAUUGGCUGUCCCUGUUCCACCAAUCAGAGUGCAGUAUGGAGCUUGAACACAGUUCAGAGCGCAAUACCUACACGAGACUUGUCUCCAUGGUAACCACAGACCAGUGUGUGCGGCUGAUGCCGUUUGCGCUUUUCAGUGUGUUGGUGGAUGUUGAUGUGAAGGUGUUGAGCAAAGUGAUGGCGAGCCCAGGGUUCCUCCCCCCAGCUGUGAUGUCAUACACCGCACUGAUGAAGCUCUUCCUACUCGGGGACACUGCAAACAUCAAGGCCAACAAACUGCAGCAGAUCGUGUGUGCGGCUCAGCACAUUGUUUUAAAGAGUGUCUCUUUGACUUGCCCAGGCUCCGUCUCUCACAGCCAGUUAAAACAGAUGGAGGCGGAGUGUAUGGAGCUCGACCCGGAGGUGGCAGCUGCGCUCUCAGCUCUGAUGACGUCUGACGACCUUUGACCUGCAGGACUUCUCCUGUUUGAUGAAUUCACUGCAGGAGGAUUGUGGGCGAUUAUGGAGAGAUGUGAUUGACAUGGGCACGCAAAGGAAUUGUUGGAAGUCCACUCGGCACACCAUGGGACGUAAACAAACUUGACUGUUCUGUACAGGUGAAAAGUGAUAUGCAAUAAAACACAGUGACACAUUAAAGUGCACUUAAGUGCUUAGUGGUCACUUUCGGCUGUAGGGCACAUCGGAGUGACUGCUCAGUCUGCCAUGUUGCUUUGUACCCGAAUUAUCUGAUGUGUGAUGCUCCUUUCCCCAUGUCCUAAAUGAGAACCUUUUAGAUGAACCCCACCCCACACACACAGCAUGCUCCCUACUUAGGGACUCUUGAUUGUAACACAGCCAGAGUAAUUCGAGUGUCACUGUGUGUUAAACACUGUAUAACCGUGUGGGCUGUACAGCUCUCAGCUCAUGUCCGCCGUGUGUGUGUUGUGUUCCUGUAACAGGGGGUGCACCAUGCUCAUGUGGACAUUCAGAUUGUGUGCUUUCUCAAAGCGGCGCUCGCACACGCUGCACGCAAAUUCUAGCUCCGCCUCUGCCUUGUGCUUGGUCAUGUGAUACUUCAGAGAUGCUCUCUGACGACACUGGAACCCACACACUUCACACCUGCAAAAAACACACAGCUUGAAUGGAGUUCUGCAAGUUACUGCACUGUGUGUGUGUGUGUGUGUGUGUGUGUGUGUGUGUGUGUGUGUGUGUGUGAGAGAGAGAGAGAGAGAGAGAGAGAGAGAGAGACUCACUGCAGUGGUUUUGCUCCUGAGUGUCUCAUCUGGUGCACAGAGAGAUGUUUCCUCUGUUUAAACGUCCGACCACACUGAUCACAGAUAUAAUUCCUUACCUCUGAAAAAAAAAAACCACACACACACACUUUAAACCCUACACAUUAGUUUUGAGAGGAAGGUGUAUCUUGAAUUAAAGCCCUACCCCUGUCUUUCAAAAGAUUUUUAUAUUAAAAACCCCCACAUCCGUCAGUAUAAUGUUUAAUUUUUGGCUUCUCAUCUUAUUUGUGGCUCACAAAUGUUUACUUUGGAUUUUUGUGAAACUGGGUGUAAUGGCACCCAGCGCUGUAGAGUCACAGGGACACGCCCCCUACAUUUAAACUCAAUUUAAGAUCAUAUCUUUCAGCCCAAUUCAGUGACGUUACACAUCAGCAGCUGUAAUGAACAUGAACGAAGUGGAUCAUUUACUCCAUUUUCACCCUAAAAUGUGUUUGGAGAAGAAAAUUCUACAGAUCAUGUCAAAGUUUAAAUGCUCAGCAGUUUGUUCAGAAGCUGCCGUUAAAUAAAUCCUUCUCAGCA
Neoarius graeffei (lesser salmon catfish) is the source of this 5888-nucleotide messenger RNA. RefSeq names its product Fanconi anemia group A protein (gene fanca). The coding region runs from base 262 to 4545 and encodes 1427 amino acids. The record is from RefSeq and is a predicted model, not a curated record. Gene Ontology annotation, biological process: interstrand cross-link repair. NCBI's taxonomy places the organism in Eukaryota, Metazoa, Chordata, Actinopteri, Siluriformes, Ariidae. Gene Ontology annotation, cellular component: Fanconi anaemia nuclear complex. The transcript has 42 exons.